AUGAAUACGUCACAGAUCACAGCGGGCGAUGAAGAACGCCGAGACAAACCGGAAAUUGAUCACAUGGAGGAAGCACCCGUUGACCUUGAUGACGCUCACCGAGCUGCCUUAGAGAACAAUCCUGAUACUGUCGAGACUCCUUCUCUCUCAACAAUCUUAGCAGUCCUCUCUCUUGCUUUAGGAUUUGUCGGCCCCAUCUCUUGCGGUUUUGCUCUAGUUACUGGCAUCCUUACCACCAUCCAGACAGACCUCGGCGAUACCCAUAACAAAAUUACCUGGUUGGUCGGCGGCUGGUCUGUUGCUUCGUCUGUGUCUUUUUCUAUUGCUGGCGGCUUGAGCGACAUCUUUGGUCGACGAUGGACGAUACUGUCUGGUGAGCUGAUUUGCAUCAUUGGAUCGGCUGUAGCCGCAACCGCCAAGACAGUCGAAACGAUCAUAUUAGCUUCAACCUUCUUGGGCUUUGGAUGCGGCAUGAUUUAUGUCAGCUAUGCGGGCAUAUCUGAGUUACUUCCAAACAAAUGGCGUGGAAUCGGCUUGGCGACCACAGAAUUCGCCAUUAACGUACCCUUCGGCCUUUUGAGCGUUCUGCUGGGUACUCUCCUGGUACUCCAUACUGCUCUCGGCUGGAGGUGGUGCUACUAUAUUGGCCUCAUCUACGGCGUUAUUAGCUUGGGAGGAACGUUUACGUUUUACUUUCCACCAACAAGACCCCAGUACGAUUAUGAGAAUACCCGGCUAGACCAGUUGAAGUCUUUGGACUUUGUUGGUAUCGCGCUUUACGUGGGAAGCUUGACCACAUUUCUUGUUGGACUAACAUGGGCGGGGCAGCCUGGCCAUCCAUGGCGCAGCCCUUCAGUGUAUGUUCCUAUAACUCUUGGCCUCCUUGGACUUAUAGCUUGUUUCAUCUACGAUUUUACAAUUCCUAGCAAGCCUUUGUUUCCCCUGGAGGUUUUUAAAGAGAUUCGAAAAUUCACGGUGUUGCUUGGGAUCACUUUCGUAGCAGGGAUGAUUUACUAUUCUAUGAUGGCACUGCUACCACAAGGAUCUCUUUGGAUGUACACCAGUGAUCAAAUGCAGAUUGCUUAUAUAGCCCUACCCAACGGCUUUGUACAACUUUUCUUCGGUGCUAUUGGCCCUGCCUUAAUCGGAAAAAUUAAGCACAUCAAAAUGCAAAUCAUUGUUAUGCUAGUCUUGCAAACGACUUUUACGGCUGCUCUGGCAGCUGUGGUUCCACAUAACCGAGUAGCUUGGACAGCCCUACAAGCAUUCUCCGUGGGUCCAUUCGUCUUGGUCACUAUAGCCUGUUAUGUCACCACUGGCCUGCAUACACCCCUUCGACAUCUUGGACUUGCAACGGGGCUCAUUGGAACGUUCAGAAGCAUGGGAGGAAGUGUUGGAAAUGCCAUAUUCAACACUAUAAUUCAUGGCAUCGUUAAUAGAGAUCUUGGAAAGGGCAUUGCGCAAGCCGCCAUCCAGAAAGGAUUCAAUCCCGAAGAUCUCGGUUCUCUAAUAUCUGCGACUAUCAAUGCGGCUCUGGGAAUUCCACAUGCAUUUGCAUCAGUCCCAGGAAUUACACCAGCAGUAGAGACCGCUGCCGUCAAAGCUUUGCGACAGGUAUACGGCCAUGCAUUUAGGAUGGUAUUUUACGCGACUAUCCCUUUCGGUAUCAUUGCUAUAACCUUGGCUUGUUUCAUUGAAGAUCCCUCUAUGUACUUGAACAAUCACACGGCAGUGCAUAUGGAAAAAGAGGCAGGGUUUGGAAAGGGUCACAGCAACAAGAAAGCAGAUAAUUCCUUCCAAGGCCGAAAGGUUUAA
Messenger RNA from Fusarium fujikuroi IMI 58289, 1815 nucleotides. Its product is annotated as PEP5-like protein. Gene Ontology annotation, molecular function: transmembrane transporter activity. The record is from RefSeq and is a predicted model, not a curated record. Gene Ontology annotation, cellular component: membrane. Gene Ontology annotation, biological process: transmembrane transport. Lineage: Eukaryota; Fungi; Ascomycota; Sordariomycetes; Hypocreales; Nectriaceae. Bases 1 to 1815 code for a protein of 604 amino acids. The transcript has 6 exons.